Molecule: messenger RNA, 3849 nt
Organism: Hevea brasiliensis (rubber tree)
Lineage: Eukaryota; Viridiplantae; Streptophyta; Magnoliopsida; Malpighiales; Euphorbiaceae
Product: probable LRR receptor-like serine/threonine-protein kinase At3g47570
Exons: 5
Coding region: 1-3849 (1282 amino acids)
Biological process (GO): proteolysis; protein phosphorylation
Cellular component (GO): extracellular matrix
Molecular function (GO): protein kinase activity; metalloendopeptidase activity; zinc ion binding
Source: RefSeq, a predicted model, not a curated record
AUGCAGUUGGGAUACUUCUGGUCAUUUUUCUGCUUCUAUGCUUCCGUUUUCUUCCUGUACCUUGGCCUCACUGAUUGUGCGCUUGGUGGGAAUGAGACAGACCGGUUGGCUUUGCUUGAAUUCAAGGCCAGGAUACCUCAUGACCCCCUUGGAGUUAUGAGCUCAUGGAAUGAUUCCAUUAACUUUUGCCUGUGGCAAGGUGUUACUUGUAGUCACAGACACCAGAGAGUCAUUUCACUGAAUCUCAUGUCCCUGCAGCUUGCAGGCUCCAUAUCACCGCAUAUUGGAAAUUUGAGCUUUUUAAGAGAGUUGAGUCUAGAUAACAACAGCUUCAGUCAAGAAAUCCCUUCUGAAAUUGGUCGUCUUAGCAGACUGCAGUAUCUCUAUCUCCUUAAUAAUUCACUUAGCGGUGGGAUUCCAUCAAAUUUAUCCGGAUGCUCCAACCUAAUCAAAUUUCACGUUUAUAACAACCAGCUUAUUGGAGAAAUACCUAUAGAGAUUGGCUCCCUUUUAAAGCUCAAAGUUUUUACUGUUUCUUGCAACAACCUGACAGGAACUAUCCCAGCCUCUUUUGGAAACUUGUCAUCCCUUGAUAUACUCGCUGCAGGCGAGAAUUACUUCAGUGGGAGAAUUCCCAAUGCUCUAGGCAAACUAACGACCCUUAGGAAGCUUUUCCUGUAUAUGAACACAUUUUCUGGCACAAUCCCGCCUUCUAUCUACAAUCUCUCCUCUCUGACAGAUUUAUAUUUAGCAGGCAACCCAUUUUAUCCUGGUAGUCUUCCCUCCAAUCUAGGAAUCUCACUUCCAAAUCUUCGACAUCUCGGAAUGUUCCAAGCCCAGUUGAUAGGAUCCAUUCCACCAUCAUUGUCUAAUGCCUCAAAUUUAGAAUUGAUCCAACUGCAAUUGAACAGUCUUACUGGCCAGGUGCCUACUUUUGGGAACUCACUUGGACUUCAACUCUUUUCUAUCGAAUACAACUUUCUUGGGAAUGGGGGAGCCAGUGACUUGAAUUUUCUCUCCUCGUUAACCAAUGCCACCAAUUUACGAGUUUUGGUUGUAGGCGACAAUAACUUUGGAGGAAUGUUGCCUGAACGAAUUGGCAACUUCUCAACUACGCUUGAAAUUAUGCGGUUUAAUGACAAUCAUAUAGUUGGAAACAUCCCAGCAGGGUUACAAAAUCUCAUCAACUUAAUCGUCUUCCUGGCACCAGGCAAUCAUCUCUCAGGUAACAUUCCAACUGUAAUUGGAGAGCUUAAAUAUCUACAGAUACUGACUUUAAGUUUUAAUGAGUUAUCGGGGCGUAUUCCAUCUUCUGUUGGGAGCUUAACCAAUUUAUAUGAAUUUUCUUUAGCAAGCAACAAUCUUCAGGGAGACAUCCCCUCGAGUCUUGGAAACUGCCAAAAUUUGCAAAAAUUGGAUCUUUCUUAUAACAAUCUAAGUGGUUCCAUGCCAGCACAAGUUAUAGGCCUUUCUUCCUUGUCCAUUUACCUAGACUUGUCACAUAAUCGAUUGAGUGGUGUCAUUCCCUUACAAGUCGGAAGUCUGAAAAAUUUAAAUGUGCUCAAUGUAUCUGAGAACAUGUUGGCAGGUGAGAUUCCUAGCACUCUGGGUAGUUGUGUGAUGUUAGAAUUUAUAUUCAUGCAAGGCAAUUUCUUCCGAGGACCCAUUCCUUCAUCUUUGAGCUCACUGAGAGGCCUUCAAGAAUUAGAUAUUUCAAACAACAAUUUAUCUGGUGAAAUUCCAGAAUUUUUAGGGGACUUGAUCUACUUGAAAGUUUUGAACCUAUCCUACAACAAUUUUGAGGGUGUGGUACCAGUAGGAGGAGUUUUCAAGAAUGCAAGUCGAACUUCAGUUAUUGGAAAUAGCAGACUUUGUGGAGGAACACCCGAAUUUCAUCUCCCUGGAUGCAACUUUAAACACUCAAAAGGGAAACUGUCCCUUGCAUGGAAGAUAGUAAUAUCAACACUUUCGGGACUGCUAUGUUUAAUUCUUGUGCUUUCUAGUUAUUUCCUAUUUUUAACUAGAAAGAAAAGAAACGAACCUGCUUCAGACUUUGCUGAAAAUUUGCAUUUGAUGGUGUCUUACCAUAGUCUCUCAAAAGCUACAGAUGAUUUCUCCUUGGCUAAUUUGAUUGGAGCUGGUAGCUUUGGAUCUGUAUAUAAAGGAAUUCUUGAUCAAAGUGGAAUGGCUAUUGCUGUCAAGGUGUUUACUCUUGUACGCCAUGGAGCUUCAAGGAGUUUUACAGCGGAGUGUGAGGCUUUACGGAAUAUUAGACAUCGAAAUCUCAUCAAGAUACUAACUGUAUGCUCAAGUGUUGAUUAUCAGGGGAAUGAUUUCAAAGCUCUAGUCUAUGAGUUCAUGGCUAAUGGGAGUCUAGAGGAGUGGUUACAUCAGAAGCCAACAACAGAUGAGACACAAGAAACUCCGAUGAGUUUGAAUUUACUUCAGAGAAUAAAUGUCACCAUUGAUGUUGCUUGUGCACUGGAUUAUCUUCACCAUCAGUGUGAAACGCCAAUUGUUCAUUGUGAUCUCAAGCCAAGCAAUGUUCUCCUGGACCAUGAUAUGACAGGACAUGUAGGUGAUUUUGGAUUGGCAAGAAUCCUUUCAGAAGCCACACAAGACUUGCCUGCUAGUCGAACAAGUUCAGUCGGUGUAAGGGGAACUGUUGGUUAUGCUGCUCCAGAAUAUGGGAUGGGAAGUGAAGUGUCAACUGGUGGUGAUGUAUACAGCUAUGGCAUCCUCUUGUUGGAGAUGUUUACGGGAAAGAAGCCAACCAAUGACAUAUUUAAAGAAGGUUUGAACCUUCACAACUUCGUUAGGGCAGCUCUGCCUGAUAGAAUGCCAGAGAUUAUGGAUCCAUUUCUGCUUCGAGAAAUUGUCAAAUGGGAAAAUGGGGGCCCAGGAGGCUGUAGAGUUCGGAAGAGCUUAGUUUCUAUAUUAGAAAUUGGAGUUGCUUGCUCUGCAGAACUUCCACAUGAACGAAGGAGUAUCAGCAAUGUUGUGGCAGAGCUGCAAUCAAUCAAAAACGAACUCCUUGGAGCUAGGGGACACAGAACUAUUACACUGCAAGAUGUUUUAUUAGAUGAUCAAUCAAAUAAGACAGAAGAAGCAUCUCCACCACCACCACCAUCACCAUUUGAUUUCCUAAAGAAUUUGCAGGGAUCUCAAAAGGGUCAAAAAGUUAAAGGCGUCGAAGAGCUAAAAGAGUACCUUAAACGAUUUGGCUACCUAAACCAUGACCAGUCCAGCAGCAAUUAUUUGAACACCAACAACAAUAAUGAAGGUGGUGGUGGUGAUGAUGAUUUCGAUGAGCAAACAGAGUCUGCCAUCAGAAAGUUUCAGCAGAAUUACAAUCUCACGGUAACAGGAAGCUUAGACUCAAAUAUUGUAUCGAAGAUGAUGAUGCCACGAUGUGGUGUGCCAGAUAAAAUGAAUGGUAACAAUGCAGGAUUUCAUCUUGACUACAAAUUCUACGAUGAUUGGGCAAGUGUUAGCCAUUAUACGUUCAAGGACACUGAAGAUUAUGCAAAUGCUGACCUGAAAUUUUCCUUCCAGAAAAGGCAUCAUAAAGAUAAUAAUCCUUUUGAUGGUCCUGGUGGGGUUUAUGCUCAUGCUUGGGCACCACCCAUUGGAGCAGUUCACUUCGACAGUGAAGAGAGAUGGACAUUGGGUAAAUUUCCCCAUUCUAUUGAUUUGUACACCAUUAGCUUGCAUGAAAUUGGGCAUGCUUUGGGUCUUCAACAUAGCACAGUUCAGGCUGCUGUUAUGUAUCCAUAUGUUGGGGCUGGAGAGGUCAAGAACUUGCAGGACGAUGAUAUUCAAGGAAUUAGGGCCUUGUAUAAUUUAUAA